AUGAGUGAGGAUGAUCCGGAAGGAGAUGUAGUCCAAGUUAGGCCAACCGAACACGUAAUUCGACUGUUUUUUACCUCCUUAAAAAUAUAUUUCAGGUCAAUGUUCCUACCCAGAAUAUCCGUCCGGAUCACGAUAUUAGUUUUCCGAAGAAAAUUGCAUUCGGAGUCGGACAUUUCUACAAUGAUUUGUGCGCAAGUAUGUGGUUCACCUAUUUAAUGAUUUAUAUGGAGAAAGUUCUCAAGUUCCGGAGUAGCAGAGCAGGUUUAUUAAUGUUGAUUGGCCAGGUUUGUGGCUAAAAUCUAUAAAGAAACAAUACAAUUCAAAAUUUUAGGGAACGGAUGCGGUUUCCACUCCACUCGUUGGAAUAUUCAGUGAUUCGAACAUACUACCAGCGUGUUUUGACAAAAUCGGCCGCAGAUUGUCAUGGCAUCUGAUCGGUGAGUGUUUUUUUGCGGACUGUGAAAAUAUGAAAAUAAUUAUCUUCAGGAACUGUUUUGGUUUCAAUCUCGUUCCCCAUGAUUUUCAACAAAUGUUUUCUCUGCAAAAGUGACACAUCAGAAUGGUUAGAAGUGCUCUGGUUUGUGCCAUUUAUCAUGGUCUUCCAAUUUGGAUGGGCUUCUGUACAGGUUAGUUAUCAAACCGAAUCAAAAGUAGAAAAAAACGAAAAAAAAACUGUACUAAAGAUUUCACAUCUGGCUCUUAUUCCGGAGUUAUCCUCACUUCCAUCAAGCAGAUCUACUAUGAAUUCAUUGAGGUUCGUUGAAUAGUGCAUAUCGAUUGACUUUCAGUGGGCUGGACCGGGACGAGAGGGAUUUGCCGGUAUCGGAACAGUUUCUUAAAAGAUCCCUGUUUCAGGUAUGCGUUCAGUGUGAUCGCCAACCUUUCCGUGUUCUUCGCAUUGGCUUGGCUGCUCUCAGAAUCAACCGGUCAUUCAUCCAUUGGUCCCUGGGAUUUCAAUCAUUUCAGAGUGAACAAUCCUUCAUCAGUCAUUUAUCUAUCCAUAUUUCUUUUUUAGCUGGCUGGAUGGCUAGCGGUUAUACUAGGAGUCACAAUAUCUGUGGUUUUUUAUACAUUCACCAAAGAGCCGGCAAAUCAACGACGUCUCAGGUAAAAAAGAAGCAAAUCCUCAUCUGCCAAUGAGUGCAGUUCAGUCGUCUCAACUCAUUCUCGUCGGAUGCAAGUGAAUUGGUCCGAAUGCAUUGGACAAGUUGGUUUGGACAUCUCCAAUUUUAUCAGGUCGAACGUUUAUUUAAAUUUUGAAAUUUGACACUUUCACUUUCAGAUCGCGCUUCUCUACAUGCUCUCUCGAUUGUAUAUAAAUGUAUCUCAAGUUUAUUUUCCAUUUUAUAUCACGUUAACUCAAAAUUUUGACAAGGUGAGGGAACAGAAAAUCGAUUUGGACUAAAUAAUGCAAUUUUUCAGAGAUAUGUGGCAAUAUUACCAAUGGUCUCUUACCUCUCUUCUUUUUCCGUUUCAAUGAUAAACAGCUUGCCGGUGGUCAAUAAACUCUCGAAAAAAGUACAUUUUUAAUCCGCUUCCGGGAGUAAAGUACCAUUUUUCAGGUACUUUACAUCCUCGGAUUGUUUUCUGGUUUGGCGUCAUGUGCUGCGAUGCUCUUGGAGCUUCCCGGCUGGAGGAUUUACGUGCUUGCAAUAGGAAUCGGAAUCGCUCAAGCCAUUCUUCUGAUCACAUCCCUUUCGAUCACUGCUGACUUGAUCAAUAAGAACACGGUUUGUCGCCUGUCAAAUAUUUUGUUCUUAUCAAACGCAAAACACGAGCAAAACAAUUGCAGGAGAGCGGAGCGUUUGUCUAUGGAGCAAUGAGCUUUUUCGACAAAUUGUCGAAUGGAAUAGCUUAUCAGUUGAUCGAAUUAUGGAAUCCGACUUGCGAGUAAGAGUUGCUCGGAAAAUAAGAGAUUAUAUAUAAUUUGAACCUUCAGUGCUCUCAAACCACAUCAGGCGUGUACGAUUUUUUAUCGCAAAGUGAUGGUGUACGUUCCCGGAACUUGCCUGGUCCUCGCUCUCAUCGUUCUCUUAUCACUGGUUCCGUUCCAAAUCGGCGAGAGACGGAGAAGACGUCCGGUUCUCGGUGAGUAACGAUUUAUGAAUGUACGGUUGGGAUCGUAUAGUUUCAGACGAUGAAAGAGCCAUUCUGGAAGACAACGAUGACGAUUUGGAUCCAGAAGAUGCUGCAGAAAUAUAG
Molecule: messenger RNA, 2202 nt
Organism: Caenorhabditis sp. 36 PRJEB53466
Lineage: Eukaryota; Metazoa; Nematoda; Chromadorea; Rhabditida; Rhabditidae
Source: the annotation of a GenBank genome assembly